GUUUACCCUCGGUUGCCUGGGUGACGGGAGAAAGGUGCAGUGCAGGAGCGGGGAUAACCCCGGGAAAACUGACGUAACCAAACGGAACUCCCCUCACCCACAACCAACAUCCAGAAGACUCAAUAUUCAGCCGGUGGAGGCUGCGGUGAGAGAUAACCUAACGGAGAUGGUUUCAUGUGUGAACGAUGAAUGUGGUUCCGAGACUGUUAACAAACGGAGACGGAAAACCGGCACUUCACCUCCAACAGAAGCGCACACAAUGGUCCAGCAGCGGGACACUGCCCGGCACAGAAAGCAGACACUCAUGUCCAAGUUGAGUGACUCCGGUUUUGAGGAAGACUUGGGGUCCUCGCCGAUUUUAUCCCCGGAGCGGAUAGAUGUGCCCCCUUUCCGCUCAGACGAGCCUCCUGCAGGACAGCUGUCCAACUGGUAUCUCCAGUACGGGGACAUCGGUUUCAAGAUCCAGAGGGAGAAAGAGGCGCAGUUUCAUUCCUGCAAAAGCCUGGCACGCCAGCCACAACUGACUGCCGAGGCCCGGUGUAGGCUCGUCAGCUGGCUCAUCCCUGUACACAAACAUUUCCGUCUGUCCUUUGAGUGCUGCUGCUUGGCGGUAAACAUCAUGGACAGAUUCAUGGCAUCCACACCGGUGGCUGCUGACUGCUUCCAGUUACUGGGUGUAACUGCACUCCUGCUAGCCUGCAAACAGGUGGAGGUGUGCUCACCGCGGAUCAGCCAUCUCUUGUCAUUGUGCUGCGAUGCCUUCACUAAGGAGCAGCUCUGCAACCUGGAGUGUCUCAUCCUCCUCCGUCUAAACUUCCGCCUCGCUGCACCCACCCUGGCCUUUUUCCUGGACUAUUAUACCAACUGCAUUGAGACUGCCCACUUUGAGACUGAGAACACAAGUGGUGACAGGUUUACAAUAAUGAAUCCAGACACAAACAGAACACAGCAGCGCAGCAACCUUGCACAAAAGGUGUGCGAGUUGAGUCUAGCAGACUAUGCUUUCAACAAAUACCCACCAUCUCUGACUGCUAGCUGUGCACUGAGGAUAGCCAGUGAGUUAGUGAAAACUGAACAAGCUCUUGUUGUGCAUGCAACCACUCAGUCACCGGUAGACCAGUGGGGCAGAAUUUUGGAUGAACAAUGUACAGAGCCAUCUGAGAGCCCUCAAAUUUCUGAUACCGACCCUCUAGCAGUAAAGGGCCACUUCCUGUCUGGGAGUCAGGGGAGCUACAACCACAAUCUGGCCCAGGAAUGCAAAGACAACCUGAGGCUGUUGGUGUCAUUAAACCAGGAGACAUUGGAAGUGAUGUAUAUGUGAUUACAAUUAUGCCACUAUGCCAAAUUUCUGUCCACCGGGGAUUUUAUUCUUGGGGUUAUUUAAAGGUGAUGUUCAGAAGUUAUGACUGGUGCAAACCCAUCUAGACCUUAUUUAACCCUUGUCUUGUCUUCCCGUCAAAAUUGAAAAUCAACAAUUUUGUUGACGCUUUUUAUCAGUGUUUUUAACUUUUUUUUGCGUUUUUGUCCCUUUUUCAACACCCAUUCCCUUUUGUCACUUUUUUGAUGUUUUCAACUAUAAGUAACACUAACUUAUUAACGUUAGUUUUAAUUUUUGGA
Molecule: messenger RNA, 1617 nt
Organism: Etheostoma cragini (Arkansas darter)
Lineage: Eukaryota; Metazoa; Chordata; Actinopteri; Perciformes; Percidae
Product: cyclin-O
Exons: 3
Coding region: 167-1321 (384 amino acids)
Biological process (GO): mitotic cell cycle phase transition; regulation of cyclin-dependent protein serine/threonine kinase activity
Cellular component (GO): centrosome; cyclin-dependent protein kinase holoenzyme complex; nucleus
Molecular function (GO): cyclin-dependent protein serine/threonine kinase regulator activity
Source: RefSeq, a predicted model, not a curated record